This is a messenger RNA of Saprolegnia diclina VS20, 1045 nucleotides long. RefSeq lists its product as hypothetical. The record is from RefSeq and is a predicted model, not a curated record. The transcript has a single exon. Lineage: Eukaryota; Oomycota; Saprolegniomycetes; Saprolegniales; Saprolegniaceae. Gene Ontology annotation, biological process: hemolysis in another organism. The coding region runs from base 1 to 969 and encodes 322 amino acids.
AUGGUUCGCGUCACUGUCCCUGAGCUCUACGCAGUGUACACGUGGAUGCAGAGCCUUGACGUCGCGUACGAUACCAACGAGACCCUAAUGGUCCUUGACGACUUCAGCAACGAUUUUUCCGUCCAGGCCGCGGAGCUUCUCGGUGCGAUCAAAACAAGUAUGCUCAACGCUGCUGACGCGCAUGCGGCGGCAGUGCGCUCGGUCUACAACUGGUGCGACUUUGUCAUCCCCGUACUCGGCGCGUACAUUCAGGCGCGUGAAGCAGGACAUACGGGAGACGCCGCCACAUGCCUUGCGGGUCUUAUGGAUGGCCAGGAGCUGCUUGCAUCCGCGAAAGAGAAGCUCACGGUGGCCUCGCGAAACGUCAACGCGGCGAACGGGAAGCUUCGGGAGCUCCUCGUCAAAAUCAAUGCCGAUUUCGAUCCGUCGACCGAGUACUACAAGCAGCUCAAGGCGCGUACCGAGGAAAUGCAUUGGAAGAUGGGCACGUCCGGGGCAAAAGGUGCGCUCGUCGGUGGUGCCGGCCAUAUUGCUACAAAAGCUAUUUUCGGCUUGCUUGGCGAGUCUUCAGCGGCGGUGGCGGCGGCGGCCGAGUCUGCCACUGUUAUCUUGGGCCCCUUGGGUUUCGUGCUCGCUGUCGUGGCCGUCUCGGGCGCGUGCAUCUACAUGGCCAAGAAGAACCCCGAAGCGGACUUCGGUCCCGCGAUUCAAGAGCACCUCGAUGUCAUUUCCACGAAACUGGCCGACGUGGCAGGCAAGGUCCAAAUGACACAAGCGGUUCUGACCACGGCAGCCAAUGUUAUUGAGGACGACAAGACUGGCGUCCACGAAAUGGAUACGACGCGCCGCUUGUCGGUCGUGUUCGUCCAGAUCCGAGACAGCAACCUCAUUCGCGCAAAAAAGUUGAGCGAAACACUCAUUGCGCAGUGCACUGCGUUCAAGGCAAGGCAUCCUACGUCAGCCGCUUGAGCAUAUAUGUAGCGCCGACGUUCCAUAGUUUUCAAUAUAUGAAUGGGGUUCAAUUUAUAUGCUCGUUCUCGUCGGU